AUUUCAAGUUCUAUGUGGAUAUAAAAUAUGAAUUAAAUCAUUCGCAAAUUCAUUUAUCCUACCUUCCCCGCCAAGACAAAAUAUGGAAUUUUUUAAAGAAUUCUUGCUGCUGUGAUCUUUUGAAAUGCUCCAUUGUCCAAAGAUAUAUUUAUACGCGAUGCAAAACAAGUCAUACGUAUUAUUUUGAUAGUUGAUUCUCAUCAGACGGAGCAAAAACGUUUAAGUAGUGGAACAAGCACUGAAAUUAUUAUGAAGGCAGGGCCGAGAUUCGGGUACAGACUUUGAAGGGUGACGGACCAUUUUGCCCGACAUAAAAGGCGUAGCUAUAGACUUACCCGAUGAAUCUUGAAAGCUUGUAAAGAUUUUUUAGUUUUGAUCUUUCUUGCAUGCGACUCAAAUGGAUCAAGGCAAAUGCUUUCCAAAAGAAGAGGGAAAACAACGUUUGGAAGUUCAAGAAUUGUUGCGUCAACCAUGGAAAUGUUUUGAUAAAUCAAUAAUGCAUCAGGAAAAGUUUAAAAGGAUGGAGGAAUAUGGACGCAAACAUCCAGAAAAAGUUACACUGCUCAACGAAUUGCGUGUAAUUUUCAAGGAGGAGUUUUUGCUUGGCAAGGGAAGUGAUGGAACCCGUGUUUACGUUGCCCUGGGAAAUAAUGGUUAUGGAAAAGCAGUAAAGCGAAUACACAAAGAUAGCAGCGGCAAAGACUUUGCAAAGCGAGAAAAAGAAAUUUUUAAUGAGUUGAAUGCAAAGCGUUCAAAUUAUGUUGUGAAUUUUUGGGAUUUAAAAGAGAACCUUGACGAAGAGUAUUUGUACAUGAUAUUAGAUUUGUGUGAAGAAUCAUUAGAGAGUUAUGUGAAAUCAUCUUCUUUGCAAGAUCUUCAAAAAGUCGUACCUAAAGUUCUUAUUCAGGUCUUAAAUGGUCUAGUUCACCUUCACAGCGGUAAGCGCCCUAUUCUUCAUCGGGAUUUGAGACCCUCGAACGUUCUUCUAGAUGUACAAGGAAAUUUUUUAAUCGCUGACUUUGGUAUAAGUCAUAUGUUAUCUGAUGAAACUUCGACACAUCGGAGCAUAGAAAGAGGAGCUAAAUAUUGGAUAGCUCCAGAGUCAUAUGACGCAUCAGAUGAAUCAAUUGAUAAAGUUCGUUACAAAAAAGAGUCUGAUGUUAUGAAUGCCGGAAUGGUGGCUUAUUAUGUUGCAACAAAGGGAAAACAUCCUUUUGGACCUGAGGCGUAUAGACUACAAAACAUGUUGGAGGGAAAACCCGUUGGUUUGAAAGAAAUCAGGGAUGUUCAACUUAAAGAUCUUCUUUCAUGGAUGCUACAACGACAACCCAGAGACAGGCCAUCUGCCGAUAAGGCAUUAAAGCACCCUUAUCUACAAUCAGACGAAGAGAAAAUUAACAUGCUGUGUGAUAUGGGAAACCAACUGGAGUUGAAACAUUCACAAGAUACCAAGUUGGUUGAACAACUUGAAGAAAUCAAUGGAAAUAAAAGUGAAGACAUAAAUUACGAUAUGGAUCUUGACGUAGAAAUUGAAAGAGCAAAUGGAAAGAAAAACAAAGAAAACCCAAGCCAUGACGUAUUUUUGAAAGAUGAAUUGGAUAUGGAAGAGAACGAAGAUGUUGCUCAUAGUCAAAAGCUGGAUUUUUUCGAUAAAUCAUCAAUACAAAGCAGCGCGGGCGGAUUUGGGUGGAAGGUUGGUGACAUGGAUAGGUUUCGUCGUUUUUUGGUGUUGGGAAGCGAUAAAGGCACUUUCUAUAUUUGCGAAAGAACGUUAGACUCAGAAAAUGAGCAAGUCGUUUUGAAUCUUUUAAAAGCAGGAAGGGGUGUUGAAGUUGUCAAUGAAAUAGAGAAGUAUAGCAUUGAGGGACGAACCGUAAGACAGCAGACCAUCGUGUUUGCUCUCGCUGUUUGUGCACGGAAGGGAGAUCUUGCCACAAAAAGACAAGCAUACAAGGCUUUACCCAAGGUCUGUCGAAUUCCGACUCAUUUGUUUAUGUUUAUUGAGUUCUGCAAGUUGUUCAGUAAGCCUGGCAAAGGUUGGGGUCGUGCUCACAGGAAUGCCAUAAAACGAUGGUACAAAGAAAAAGAGCCAAAGAAACUGGCCAUGGAUAUCACCAAAUAUCAAAAGCGUAAAGGAUGGUCACAUCGAGAUGUUGCAAGGUUAAUGCAUUUCAAGUCAGAAGGAACUGAUGUUUCUGAUGAGUUGUUUGUUAUAAUGAAGUAUGUUGUUUGUGGUUGGAAGAAACUUUUUGAAUAUUUCUUUCCAGAAGAUAGGACAGUUCUGCAUCGUUCUAUUGGAGUGAAUGGCAGUGCAAUGUUGGAAUUUUUUAGGGCAGUUGAAGAUAUAAAAACAGCGCAAGAGGAGGCAAGAGUGAUUGAACUGAUAAAUCAAUAUAAUCUUGUUAGAGAACAUAUUCCAACACAUUGGCUUAAUUCUAAAGAGGUUUGGAGGGCUCUUGCUCAAAAAAUGCCAAUGACUGCAAUGCUUCGAAAUCUUGGCAAAAUGACAAUAGUUGAACUACUAGACGAGCAGUUGGCAUUGUCCCUUGUAUGUGAGAAGUUACUCAAUCAAGAGAAGUUAAAGAGAGCUCGCAUUCACCCAUUCAAUGUUUUGGUUGCACUAAACACCUACUUGGAUGGACAUAGUGAAAGGGGAAAACUGACAUGGAACCCAAAUGAAGCUAUUGUUAAUGCAUUGGAAGAAGCUUUUUACUUAUCAUUUAAGUCGAUUCAGCCAACAAACAAGAGAUACAUGUUGGCAUUGGAUGUCAGUGGUUCUAUGUCUUAUUCUGGUUGUGCUGGUACACCGUGUUUAACGCCACGUGUGGCUGCUGCAGCCAUGUCCAUGGUUACAGCUCGGACCGAAAGCAAACAUCUGUUUGUUGCUUUCUCUCAUGAAAUAGUUCCGCUGAUGAUCAGCAGUGACAUGACUUUCAAUGAGGUGCUAGAACUUAUGGAAUUGAUACCAAAUGGUGGGACAGAUUGUGCUCAACCAAUGUUGUAUGCAAUUAAGAACAAUCUAGAGGUGGAUGUUUUUAUUGUUUAUACUGACAGUGAAACAAAAGCUGGGUACAUCCACCCAAGCAAGGCCUUGAAAAGGUAUCGUGAGCAUACUGGUAUUCAAGCAAAACUCAUAGUUGUUGCUAUGACUUCAAAUGGUUUCACGAUUGCUGAUCCAAAUGAUUCUGGAAUGCUUGAUAUUGUUGGCUUUGACUCAGCUGCCCUGCACGUUAUGAGAGAGUUUGUCUUAGGCUGAAGGAACUGCAAAAGAUUUUUUCACAGAUCUUUUUUUGAAUAUUACCAUGAAUAUAAAUUUGAAAUUGCUGAACAAAUUUUGCCUGUGUAACAGAAUGCAUGAAAUGUUUUUAUUACUUAUUUCAUUGUAUUUAGUACAAAUGUAUGUACUAUGCACUACGACAUUGCUUCAUUUGAAUUGUUAAUUGCAUGAAUUAAUUGUCAGACUUAGCCAGUCGAGAAAAGUGCACUAGAUCGAAGAUUUUAAAACGUUAUCAUAUUGUUUUAUCCAGCUAGCGUGCACAACUUCCUUCUUGUCAUUUGCAUCUAAUUACUUCUGAUUUUCGUGAGUUUUUGUUGAUAAAACUAAUUGGUUCAUUAAUUGAACAAACUUAUAAAUCAAUCGAUUGAUUAAUUUGAUGUCGCGUUGAUACAAUAAAAAUCUACUUUUGAUAGUA
Messenger RNA from Xenia sp. Carnegie-2017, 3692 nucleotides. RefSeq names its product 60 kDa SS-A/Ro ribonucleoprotein-like. Bases 398 to 3256 code for a protein of 952 amino acids. The transcript is spliced from 12 exons. The record is from RefSeq and is a predicted model, not a curated record. Lineage: Eukaryota; Metazoa; Cnidaria; Anthozoa; Malacalcyonacea; Xeniidae. Gene Ontology annotation, cellular component: ribonucleoprotein complex. Gene Ontology annotation, biological process: protein phosphorylation. Gene Ontology annotation, molecular function: RNA binding; ATP binding; protein tyrosine kinase activity.